Messenger RNA from Fusarium oxysporum Fo47, 1092 nucleotides. RefSeq names its product 4-nitrophenylphosphatase. Gene Ontology annotation, molecular function: alkaline phosphatase activity; phosphoglycolate phosphatase activity. Lineage: Eukaryota; Fungi; Ascomycota; Sordariomycetes; Hypocreales; Nectriaceae. The record is from RefSeq and is a predicted model, not a curated record. The transcript has 4 exons. Bases 121 to 1047 code for a protein of 308 amino acids.
AAGCAAUUGGCCGAGUCAGUCAGACUGUUGAUAAUGAUUGUUGACCUAUCUUGAAUCAACCAACUGAACCUAUUGUCGAUCAUUUAAUCAUUCUCCUCAUUUGGUCAUUUCACAGAUAAUAUGGCAUCGUCACCAAAGUACAUCAGCGGAGAUGCUGCCGCUGUUAGCGAGUUCAUCGACAAAUUCGAUGUCUUCCUGCUUGAUUGCGAUGGUGUCCUAUGGUCUGGCGAUCAUGUGUAUGAGGGAGUCCCUGAGACCAUCGAAUAUCUAAGAUCAAAGGGAAAGAGAACCGUUUUCGUGACGAAUAACUCAACAAAGUCGCGCGAUGAAUACCUAAAGAAACUCACCAAUCUUGGUAUCCCUAGUGAGAAGGAUGAUGUGUUCGGUUCAAGCUACUCUGCUGCGAUCUACAUCUCACGCAUCUUGAAGCUACCCGAGAACAAGCGCAAGGUCUUCAUUAUUGGAGAAGCUGGAAUCGAGCACGAACUUGAAUCUGAAGGUGUUCCUCAUAUUGGAGGCACAGAUGAGGCGUUCCGACGAGAUAUCACAAAUGACGACUUCAAGGGUAUCGCUGAUGGCUCACUACUUGACCCCGAGGUCGGAGUAGUUCUCUGCGGUCUUGAUUACCACGUGAACUACCUCAAGUAUGCCCAUGCCAUGCACUACAUAAAGCGGGGAGCUAUUUUCCUUGCUACCAACGUUGAUUCAACACUGCCGAUGCACCACGACUUCUUUCUCGGAGCUGGAUCUUGUCACAUCCCUGUUGUUCACGCCACAGGAAAACAGCCCUUGGCUCUCGGUAAGCCCAGUCAAGCUAUGAUGGACGCUGUUGAGGGCAAGUUCCAGCUCGAUCGUUCUCGAACUUGCAUGGUUGGUGACCGACUCAACACUGAUAUCAAGUUUGGUAUCGAGGGCCGACUGGGUGGAACACUACAUGUUCUGACCGGCGUGAACAAGAAGGAGGACUGGGAGAAGGCCGAUGCCAUUGCUGUGCCCUCUCACUACGCUGACAAGUUCAGCGAUCUUAGACUGGUAGAGAAGCAAUAGACGAUAGACCAUGAUAUAGAUUAUAGACUAACUAUGCAACUAACU